Messenger RNA from Solea solea (common sole), 2751 nucleotides. RefSeq names its product AN1-type zinc finger protein 3-like. The transcript is spliced from 6 exons. The record is from RefSeq and is a predicted model, not a curated record. Lineage: Eukaryota; Metazoa; Chordata; Actinopteri; Pleuronectiformes; Soleidae. The coding region runs from base 274 to 1014 and encodes 246 amino acids. Gene Ontology annotation, molecular function: zinc ion binding; DNA binding.
UGAUUGGCCCAGAGGAUUCCCCUGGUGGCUCCGUCCGUCUGAGGCUCUGACUGCUCCGCUACCCUAAUGUCGAUUUGAACUGUGUAAUUUUGACGGGGUUCGUGCCGCUCCUUUCGGCAUUUAUCCCUGUGUACAGAGAAAGUCGGAAGGAUAAUCCGGCCGGGGUAUCUACUGUGUACUUGUCACAACCAGGGGAUCUAAAGGCAAAUACGAGGCCCUCGCUCCAUCCCCGGAUUCACCUGCUUCAAGGAGAGCCUCACACGGAAGACCGUCAUGGGGGAUACGGGGAGCGAGGGCAGCAAGCCACCGAGUAACGUUAACGUCAUGCCGCCGCGGUGCCCUUGUGGAUUCUGGGGGUCGAGCAAAACUAUGAAUCUUUGCUCAAAAUGUUUUGCAGACAUUCAGAAGAAGCAGCCAGACACUGACUGUGCCCCAAAGGCCUCAUCAAGUUCCAGCAGCAGCCAAGCAGACAUCUUCUGUAAUGAAACAAACGGCAGCAUUAGUCAGUCAAUGAUGUCGCUGCCUAAGACGUCAGAGGAGCCUUCACCAGGAGGCGUGGGAGUGACAUCUCUACCUUCUCAGGAUGUAUCCAGCACAGACCCAUUCUUCGGGGCACUCUCUUCUCCCACAAAGCGCUCCUGUGAGUCAGGUUCAGAGUCAGAAAGUGAUGCCCCACCUGAGAAGCGAGCAAGAGUGGGUGUGGUGCCAGAGAGACAGGGGUCUUCAUCGUCAUCGUCUUCUUCAUCAUCAUCCUCUUCCUCGUCUCGUGGUGGCUCCAAACAGCGGAACCGCAAACGUUGCCAUCGCUGCCAAACCAAACUGGAACUGGUACAACAAGAGUUGGGUUCCUGUCGCUGUGGUUAUGUCUUCUGUAUGCUCCAUCGGCUCCCAGAGCAACACGAGUGUCUGUUUGACCAUCUGGGCCGAGGUCGUCAGGAGGCUGUUCUAAAGAUGGUCAAGCUCGACCGCAAAGUGGGCCGCUCAUGCCAGCGCAUCGGGGAGGAAUGCUCCUGAAAAAUCUCAGUGAUCAGACGGUGUCUAAGCGCUGUUGGGGAUUUUUUUUUUUCUAUUUUGUUUUUCAGCAUUUCCACAGGUUUUUUGGAUACAAACCUCCACUGUUUUCUCUUCUUUCUUUUUUUAAACCCCACUGUUUCCCAUGUCCUGGUUGUUUUUGGCUUCUGUUGGCUUGAUUUUUGUCCCUACUGCUAAGAUGCCUUUUGAAAAAUACUCAUACCCAGGAAUGAAAGAACAUUUAAGAGCUAAGUAAAUACUUUCUUCACAUUUUUGCGAGCUCCUGACUCCACAUAUGUAUGAGAAUGAAUGAAAGGAUGAUGAUGAUGAGACGAAAUGCAAAGGUUUGCCCUGGAAACCAGUUUGAGACAGAACUCUUUACCUCAAAAAAAGAUUAAAAAAAAAAAACAACCACAAAGAAUGAUGAAGAGGAGGAGUAAGGGAUGAAUACCUUUUGUGUACACUUGCUUUGGCGCUGUUUAGAGACCGUUCUUUACCUCAAAGUCUGACAGAGCUGCUUUCUACUCUGUGCCAAGCAUGGACCUUGCGAAGCAAACCAAGCUCGCCAGCCUCACUUUAAGUCAGUGUCUUACCCCCUGGCUGUCCUUCACCACUUACUUAUAAACCUUUAGAAUUACAAACCCCUGUUAAAUCAUCCACCUCAGGAUAUCAAAGCCCACUGUUGCCCCUUCUCCCACCACUUUCUCUUUUUCACUGAUCUAAGAUUGCUGUGAAGUUGUUUCUGCCAUUGUGGACAAUGAAACUGCACUGAUGCUGUAAAUCCAAAUUCAGAAGUCUCAGUGUGAACUCAACACACACUGAUUGUGGGAUUUGUGCUAGUUGUCCUUGGAUUGCACACUGAUCUCUUUAACGUUGAGAUGUUAUUGAUCGAGACAAUUUGUUGAGCAUUUUUCUCUGUCUUCCUCUUUGUCUCUUCCGUAUCACCCCACCACAUGAAGGCAUUUUCUCUUCACAGCCAUACUCCUUUCCAGCAACCAGUGGAUCAUGUGUGCUGGAUGUGUACAUGUAUGAUUGUACACAUUCUCACACCAGUAUAAUAAUGCACACACUUUUACGUUCUGCUAUGUGCUCACUGUAGUUCAGUUUGAGCACAAGCGGGCAGAAUCAAAGGUUGCUCUACACUUCAGUUUUAGCAGAAUUUCUCUCAGUUGAGGUCUCUCUUAAAGUCUCAGCCCUUUAUUUCAAUUAUCCUCAUUGUUUAAGGUAAUUUUUCCAUAGUUUGGAAACAGGACUUACUAUUAUUUGAGUUUCAUUUUUCUUGCUUGUCCUUUUUCUUUCCUAUACCCAAUGCUUUAAUUUUCUGCUAGCAUGAUGAGCUAACCUGCACCCUGCAUUUGACUAUCCUUUUCUCAUCUUUUCCCUUAUUGAUUGCUUUGCUUUUUCCUCUUAUUACCUUCUCUGUCUUUCUUUGUGUUGCUGAAAAUGGAGUAACAUAUGAGCAGAGUUAGUCAUACAAUAAUUACUGUCAAAAUGUUUUCCUGGUGGACUGUGGAGGGAAUGAACAUAAAAUGCUAUUAAAGGAAACGUUUAUUUAACCCUUUUUGCAUUUCAUAUUUAGUUACACUGUAGUGUAGAGCUGCAUUUGUUGUUUGUAAUGUCACAAAAUGGGAAGAUGAAUGUGGAAAAUGAUGUGCUUUUGUUUUCCAUUGCAUUACCCUUUGCUUCCCCUUUCCAAGUUUUUCUUUUACAGAGAAAGAAUAAAUUGGAUUAGACAAAGUA